Cryptococcus wingfieldii CBS 7118 is the source of this 363-nucleotide messenger RNA. RefSeq lists its product as hypothetical. The record is from RefSeq and is a predicted model, not a curated record. The transcript is spliced from 4 exons. Bases 1 to 363 code for a protein of 120 amino acids. Lineage: Eukaryota; Fungi; Basidiomycota; Tremellomycetes; Tremellales; Cryptococcaceae.
AUGGCCUCUUGGUUCGAUAUCAUCUCUUCCCUGGUCUUACUGGCUAUAUUCUGCGCUGCCGUCCAUUUCGCGCGCCCUUAUGCCCACUUCCUUGACCCCCACUCGAACGCUACCGCCCCCUCCAAGAACUUCAACUCCAACGUCUCAUAUGACGCCUCUGCUUCUCGUGUCGCUAUCAAGACCGACCGUGUUGCCCCCUCGAGGGACGAAUACAUUCAGAACAUGCAAGGCGCAUUCAAGAGGGGUGCCCAUAUGGUCAAGGGUCAUAAGGAUGCUUUCGGCUUCAAGAAGGGAGAGGCAGGGGCUGCGAGUCCGACCGAGGCUGCCGGUGGAAAGUCUGUAAGAUCAAAGAAGCUCGCCUAG